AGAUGCUGAGGUACUAAAAGACACUGGCCACGCUGCACGAGAAGACUCUGAAUUACCUUUCAAUCCAAAACAAAAAGACAGAGAAUAGUAUUCAAGCACAGGUGUUUAGAAUACAAGCAGGUGAAUGUGCUGUUAUUGAUGCAGAAAACCAACCUCCAAAUAGAAGACUAGGACAAGGUGGGACAUUCCAUGGUGAUUGGUUCAGUAUUAUCCAAUAAAUAAAUAAAGUAUUCAUUCAUAUAUUAGCACGUCUCAGAUAUCAUCUUACAUUUCCUCUGGGGAGAGUCAUUUAUCGCUCAGUGGGUCGGGGGAAGGCAGGCAACUUGAAUGAGAACCAUAUGGAGGGAGGGCUGCAGCUGAAGUGAGACUGAGGCCCACAGAGAACAUCAACAGAGCAGCUGUCAUAAACUUCUACAGGACCAAAACCAAAGCCUUUUAUUGUACGACGACUCGGACAGAAACGGGAGAGGAAGCCGGAGCAGACAAUAUCCAUGAUGUCGGAGUACAUCAGAAGAAGACGCUCCAGCAAGGAGGUCCUACAUGACCUUAUCAUGCUGACGGCUCAGAGGGGCCGGGAGGAUGCAGAGGAGAUGGCCAGGUUGCAGCGGAAAAAAGCCCGGGACAGGCAGAGGGAAGAAGAGCUGGCCAGGAGGUGUAGUCCUCCACUAGGCAACGUGACUAACAACCAAGAGUCUGAGGAGCUGAAGCCCCAGGUUCUGGAGGAGGAUGAGGGCUUCAGCGACUGGAGCCUGCGGCUGGAGAACCAGAAGAACAGGGAGCAGCAGUCGUCUGCCACUCAGUGUGAACCACACCAUGAAGAGGAGAAACAGCAGGAGGAGAAGGAAGUGACACAAUCCCAGGUGGCUCUGAUGCCAGAUACAGACAGCCAACACAAGGCGUCUCAUGACAACAAAGAAUUCAUUAAAGGCACAUGCAGCUCCACCGUUUAUCUGUCGCCAGACGCAGGGCGCCAUAUUCUGAUCAGUCAAUCCACCGACAGAACCAUUCCCAUGCUGGCUGGACUGAAGGGGUCACGGGAUGUAAUAAAACCCGAGGGAGAGAAGGCACAGCCAGUGUUGAAGAAAGAAGGCUCCUGCACUUAUGGCAGCGAGAGAGUUGAUUCACAGGUGCUGAAAAUCAAACCUGAAAAAGACGUGAUCCACCUCUGUGCGGGAGAUGGAAGCACACUGGCGGAGGAGCAAAAGACCAAGGUCACGCCGUCGUUCCAGAGGUCACUGGAGGACAAACCGCCAAAAGUUGACAGAAGAUCUUCAGCUCCUCUUUGCAGCAGCCCAAGGGGAGAUUCCACACACUGCUACGGCCCAAUGAGCCCAACUUUUAAGAAACUCCUGGAUCAGUUUUAUCCAGAGGAGGUCGAAGCCAGAGCUUCACCAGACACCAAAUGUAAGAUGAUCGCUCAGUCUCUUGGAAAGAGCGUCAACAACGUAAAAAAGUCCACACCGCCUCUCCCUGUGUCCAAGAUUGACAAGCGUCUGCAACAGUACACACUUGCCUUGGAGCCAUCAUCAAAGGAGAGCAGAGCUGCCCCUCCUGAGCUGACAGAUUUUAUUCACCCAGAACCUGUCGCCUACAAAAGGACCCUGUUUGAGGGUGGAGAGGCCCUGAACCAAAAGUACAGCUCAGCAACACAGUACAAGGAUGCAGAUGGUCAGAGAUGUAGAAUUGAGUGGGGCAGAAGAGAUGCAGGAAGCAGACAGGACUCUCUUUCAAAACUUGUGGAGAUAACCCCUGGUGAAGUUUUAAACAAGAGGAACUUGUGGGAAAGUCUCAGCUGUGACGCUUCUUCUCCUAGGAUUAAUGAGAAGGAAAGCCUGGGUAGAAAAAAGUUUACAUUUGUGGUGGUUGGCCACGGCAAGUAUGAAAAGGUUUGUUUUGACCAUGAAGACACAAGCAGGUCAGGUGUGAAGUCUCUGCUGUCACCAUGUCUGACGUCGAGGAAGUGGAACAGGUCGAGGGAGGAGGUAGUAGAAGUAGAAGUAGCCCCUGAGGCGGAGGCCCAGGUAGAGCCUGAAGAAACAGAGCCAGAGGAGGUGGUUCAAGAGGAGGAAGACGGCUAUGAAGAGGAAGGUGACGAGGGCGAUCAAGAUGAGGAAAAGCCCAAAUUCAAACCAAGCGCCCCAAAGAUACCUGACGGGGAGAAAGUGGACUUCGAUGACAUCCAGAAGAAACGUCAGAACAAAGACCUGGUGGAGCUGCAGUCGCUGAUCGACGCUCAUUUUGAGUGCAGGAAGAAGGAGGAAGAAGAGCUCAUUGCUCUCAAAGAAAGAAUCGAGAAGCGCCGUGCAGAGCGAGCCGAACAGCAGAGGAUUCGAAAUGAGAAGGACAAAGAGCGGCAAGCCCGGCGAGAGGCUGAACGACUGAGGAAGGAGGAGGCCGAUGCCCAGAGGAAAGCCGACGAUGAAGCCAAGAAGAAAAUAGCUUUGUCCAGCAUGGGAUCAGGCUACAGCAGCCACCUGCAGAGGGCUGAAGGGAGGAGAGGCAAGAAGCAGACUGAAAGAGAGAAGAAGAAGAAGGUGCUGGCAGAGAGAUGUAAGCCCCUGGAUGUGGACAAUUUCAGCGACGACAUGCUGAGGGAAAAAGCAAAGGAGCUGUGGGAGUUGCUGCACAACCUGGAGGCCAUUAAAUAUGACCACUGUGAGAAGCUCAAGAGGCAGAGAUACGAGGUGAUCUCUCUCAGAAACCGCAUAGAUGAGCUGCAGAAACACAGCAAGAAAGGAGCUCACUCUCGCCGCAGGAAGUGAGCAGCUGCUCCCCGACCAUCAGGAGACACGUUCCCUCUGUCAGCGGCACAGACACACGCCGCUGGUUGAACAACGGCAACAACUGGACGUCUUACUGUCUGUGUCUGCUCCAGUGACCUGGCUUCUGGAUGAUUCACGGCCCAACAGACGAUGAACAGUGAAACAUCUUUGUAUUGUUUGAUGUUAUGAUCCAGAAAAUAAAGUA
Molecule: messenger RNA, 2967 nt
Organism: Synchiropus splendidus (mandarinfish)
Lineage: Eukaryota; Metazoa; Chordata; Actinopteri; Syngnathiformes; Callionymidae
Product: troponin T, fast skeletal muscle isoforms-like
Exons: 28
Coding region: 492-2762 (756 amino acids)
Biological process (GO): signal transduction; regulation of muscle contraction; sarcomere organization
Cellular component (GO): troponin complex
Molecular function (GO): tropomyosin binding; actin binding; troponin C binding
Source: RefSeq, a predicted model, not a curated record